Hipposideros armiger (great roundleaf bat) is the source of this 2163-nucleotide messenger RNA. RefSeq names its product NK2 homeobox 2 (gene NKX2-2). The coding region runs from base 1246 to 2067 and encodes 273 amino acids. Gene Ontology annotation, molecular function: RNA polymerase II cis-regulatory region sequence-specific DNA binding; DNA-binding transcription factor activity, RNA polymerase II-specific. Gene Ontology annotation, biological process: cell differentiation; regulation of transcription by RNA polymerase II. The record is from RefSeq and is a predicted model, not a curated record. Gene Ontology annotation, cellular component: nucleus. NCBI's taxonomy places the organism in Eukaryota, Metazoa, Chordata, Mammalia, Chiroptera, Hipposideridae. The transcript has 5 exons.
CUUGAAAGGGCUGUCCUGGAAGUCACCCACUCAUUCUUCUCAUCCUAGGGCAAUAUUAAGGGUUACCACAAUAUGGGCCAAAGAAAUAAAACACUCACGUCCGUCUUGAGCCCAAUGUGGGCUGAGAUUUCCUUUCCCUUCAUACUAGCCCUGCCUGGUCCAUCUGUCCAAUGGCCGCGGGUCUCUCCUGCCCAGCCCUUAUCAUGGUCUCGUCUCAUGGAAGUUGCACACUGAUAGGGCUUUAGGCCUCCCCAACUCAGUCGCUCCACUCUGCGGCUCCACAGGCUGCAGGGACUUCCAGGGACCUCAGCUGCCUUUUCCAGGGGGCAGAAGGCGAUGCCCUUUGGUGCUUGGACUCAUCGGAGAAAAACCUGACUCAGUUUUCUGGUUGGGAAAGGUUCCGCUUGGGGUGGUAUCCUGGGCCACACUCCUCGACUUCUUUCAUCCGAGACACCAAAGCUGACACCCCUGCUUCUGCAGUGCCUGCUCCACCGCUUAACGUCAGAGACGCCUUUUGGGCCGUUUUGGAGGUUUGCAUCUUAAAGAGCUGGCCCCCAAGUACCCCCCGACUUGGACUUUUCCUGCCCUAAACUCCUCUGGAGAACACACCUACUCAGCAAGCUUUCACCAGCCUGAAAAGGGAAGGAUGUGAGCAGAGCGCCUCCCAAGUGGCCCUGAAUCCCAGAACCGAGACCUCCCCCCUCCCCCAAUAGCGGGCGUAAAGCCGAUGUGUGGAGAAGUGAGAAGCUGGGGACGCACCGCGCACCAGUGCCGCCCCAGGCUCCGGAGCUCGGAAAAGGCGCUCGUGUUUGAGCUACCUGGGAAAGUAAACAGGUUCGCGAGUGGAGCCCAGCCUUAUAUGGACUGAUCGCUCGGGCAAUGGCCCAUUUUUUCCUCGCCACCAGCCGCCACCGCGCGCCGAGCGGCUGCCGGAGCCCGAGCUGACGCCGCCUUGGCACCCCUCCUGGAGUUACAAACUAGGGCCCGGUGCACGGGUUGCUCAGCUCCCUGCAUCCGUUUCUUCGUGCUUUCGGAGAACACAGGCGGUGGGCUCCCCGCCCCCCUUCCCUUUCCCCAUAGUUUAUUUCUCUUUUUAAAAAAUACUUAUUUCAAUAAUUAAAGCUCACCCCUCCUCCCCUCCCCAACCCCAUCCCCCAUUACCCCCUCCUUGCCCCAACUGGGGAGCGCCACGAUUUGACCAAGUGAAGCUACAACUUUGCGGCAUAAAUUCCCGGGUCCCGAGCCAUGUCGCUGACCAACACAAAGACGGGGUUUUCGGUCAAGGACAUCUUGGACCUGCCGGACACCAACGAUGAGGAGGGCUCGGUGGCCGAAGGGCCAGAGGAGGAGAGCGAAGGGCCGGAGCCCGCCAAGAGAGCCGGGCCGCUAGGACAGGGAGCCCUGGACACUGUGCAGAGCCUGCCCCUGAAGAACCCCUUCUACGACAGCAGCGACAACCCAUAUACACGCUGGCUGGCCAGCACCGAAGGCCUCCAGUACUCCCUGCACGGGCUGGCGGCCGGCGCGGCGCCCCAGGACUCGAGCUCCAAGUCUCCCGAGCCUUCGGCCGAUGAAUCACCGGACAAUGACAAGGAGACCCCGGGCAGCGGGGAGGACGCGGGCAAGAAGCGGAAGCGGCGGGUGCUCUUCUCUAAAGCUCAGACCUAUGAGCUGGAGCGGCGCUUCCGGCAGCAGCGGUACCUGUCGGCUCCGGAGCGUGAGCACCUGGCCAGCCUCAUCCGCCUCACUCCCACGCAGGUCAAGAUCUGGUUCCAGAACCACCGCUACAAGAUGAAGCGCGCCCGGGCCGAGAAAGGUAUGGAGGUGACGCCCUUGCCCUCACCGCGCCGGGUGGCCGUGCCCGUUUUGGUCAGGGACGGUAAACCGUGCCACGCGCUCAAAGCCCAGGACCUGGCAGCUGCCACCUUCCAGGCGGGCAUUCCCUUUUCGGCUUACAGCGCGCAGUCUCUGCAGCACAUGCAGUACAACGCCCAGUACAGCUCGGCCGGCACCCCCCAGUACCCAACAGCUCACCCCCUGGUCCCAGCCCAGCAGUGGACUUGGUGAGCGCCGCCCCUCCGAGACCCGCGGCCCCAGACCCAGGCCCCAUCCAGGCGUCGGCAAGGAGGACUUGGUCCUUACGGUGGUUAUUAUUAUUAUUAU